CACACACAGUGCUGCACGUUCUAGUUCUAGAAGGCAUCAAGAAGACGACGACGGCGUCCCUUUUGCCCAUUUGUGCCAUGGCUCGAUGGUUGUUCCUGUUCUUCUGCUGCCUGCAAAAGUUCUCCUUUGGCUCUGGCGAAAUCCGUUCUUUGUCCAUGGUUGCAGAACAACCAGGCGCUCGCCAGUGGUCCCUCGGUGACACCGUGCGGCUCACCUACACCUUGGAGACAUAUUGGGACACCCAUGUGUUCUGUACCAAAGACGGACGUCUUCUUACUUCCUAUUCCAUCCAAGUGCCCACUCGGACCGUCGCCAAAAGAGUACAUCGCAUGUUGCUGGUUCGCAAUGCGUCCAUGGAACACGCGGGCCGCUACCUGUGCCACGCGCGAACUCACGUGUCGAACGUGACCCGCACAGUGGGCUGGAAGGUUCACUUGCGAGCGCCAUCUCUCUGCCCAUUGGCGUACGGGUGCCAUGAGAGGGACGAUGUCAUAUGCCAUCCUUGCACGUGUCCACCAAAGAAACAGUUCUACGGACGAAAUAGAAUCUUCCGAUGCUACAACGAGCAGAACAUCGUAGACGUCAAACUCCUAACUACGUCCCACAACUUUCGACAGUUCGAGCCCCUGGUGGUGGAUUAUGAACUAACCACAUUCGGAGACACGCAGGUCCGUUGGAUUGUAAACGGCUACAUCCGCCAGUCUUACACCGUCCUUCUUAACACCGAGGAGACGAUCGUGACUCUUCAAAAGCGACUGAUCAUUGGCGAUAAAGUGGAACGCGACGAACGCUACGAAGGCACAAUUGAGGCACGGGUGCGAGGCACUGAACUCAUCGCAAGCCGUACUGCAACCAUUGUCUUAUCCUACAUUCAGCCAGGUUCACCCUGUGAGCCCAACGAGUCAAAACUUAGGUGCUCAGUCAUCAACGGCGAAUGCGUGGGUAAGGUGUGCGCAUGCCCUCAAGACUGGGUCGAAAAUCACAUGCAGCACACGUGCAAGAGGCCCUGCAGCGAUCCCACUGAAUGCAUGGACCUGGGAAGAGCCACGUGCAACAGCAGGGAUUGCGAGUGCUUGCCCGGAUUUUACCUGCAAGGCGGCAAAUGCACGAGGCUGGAGUGCGUGUCUCACAGUGAGUGCUCGAAGCGGCAUAGCAGCAGCUUCUGCCACAGGGGGUACUGCUACUGCCUGGCGGGGUACACGUUGAGCAAUGGGCGCUGCGAACCUCAGCACUGUCUUGUGGCCGAUGAGUGUCCCCAGCCUGACAUGCACUGCGUCAGAGGGCUGUGUGUCUGCAAUAGUCAGUUUGAUCUCGUCGAGAAUACGUGCAGGAAGAGCGACGUUGGAGCUUGCGAUCCUGCCAGCCAGAGUGCAUGCGCGACGCCGAACUCCAUCUGCGACGCCGAGGACAACCAAUGCCGCUGCAAAAAAGGCUACCGCGCCGUCACUGUUCUCGGUGGCAGAGACUGCCUGGACGUCGACUGCACAAACGGAACGUGCAACGUCACGAACGCGCGGUGCGUGAACGGUAUGUGCCUCUGCCCCAACGGAAAACCCCCGACCAGUGCUUUCUGCUUCGGCCACAUUGGCGUGACCGCAGCAGAACUCAUGGGUUCCGUUAAGUUAGCGUCUCUGUCUGCGGCCAUUCUUGUUGGCGUUAUCAUCUUCGCAUGCGUUACCAUGACCUGCAUGAAGUCCAAAGAAGAUUACGUGUCUUCGAUCGAGGACGAUAAGCCGGUGGACGACGAAGGGGCUAUCGUGGCCGCGAAAAAGGCGAAGGCAUUUUUGGAAGAAGAGGAGCAACCCGUAGAGCCUCUGCCCGAAGAAGGAUUCGUGAGGACCUUCAUGCGUUCCAUGUUUCCCAAGCUGUCGGAUGGGCUGUUCGGCGUGCAUGGGGAAGAGACGAGAAUUAAGUUCGGAAGCACGGAUAUAUCGAGUUCGCUCGAUAUCUGACGAGAAAAUGACUGCGAUAAUGUGCGGAACGUUUAUUAGAUGUGUAUGAAGUUCCAUUGUGUUUUGCAGUUCAGUGGAAAAUCUGUGAAAGAAUAGCUUGUAUCCCAUAUACUUAUCUUAAUGCAAUAAUGCGUUCAGAGAACGCUGCCAUAUGCAUUGUGCUUGAAACUGUAUUCACGCCAAACGCAUUAAAACGAUGGUUUUCAGUAGG
Molecule: messenger RNA, 2163 nt
Organism: Ornithodoros turicata
Lineage: Eukaryota; Metazoa; Arthropoda; Arachnida; Ixodida; Argasidae
Exons: 6
Coding region: 78-1952 (624 amino acids)
Source: RefSeq, a predicted model, not a curated record